AUGGCAUGGCAGCCAUGGGAGAAGUUCAAGGCCGACCAUCCCGCCACGGCGGACCGCAUGGUUGAAUCAUGGACCGCCGUCAGGCCGUAUCUGCCUCCGGUCAACUUCAUCACAGUUCACUACGCCUACUUCAUACUGACCGGGCUCAUCUUUGCCGGCAUCUUUCACGGACUCUCGAACCCGGCAAACAGCGUCACCUUCAUCGACAGCCUUUUCCUCGUCUUCUCCGCCUUUACCACCUCCGGACUCAACACGGUCGACAUCAGCCAGCUCAGUACCGCCCAGCAGGCUAUCAUAGCCUUGAUGAUGAUGCUUGGCAGCCCCGUCUUCGUCUCCAUCUUCACCAUCUGGCUCCGCGCCCGCGUCUUUGAGAAGCGAUUCGAGGACAUCGUCGAGGCCGAACGAAACAGGAGGAUCAAGAAGACCGGCCACAUAGUGGGCAUGGCUGGCGCCAUGAUUGGUCUUCCUGUCAUGUCGUCCUUCAAGGGGUCUAAGCGGAAGAAGAAGAAGGGGAGACACGAGCGACAGGCCGAGGCAGACGCCUUCCAGCUGACGGGAUUUACGUCCCGCGAGAAGGGCCACGGCCGGAGCCAAAGCCAGACCACCAAUCAGGAGUCUGCACCACACGGCACCCUGGAGCCCAUCGAGGAGGGCCAGAAGUUCGCCGUCUCCCACAGUUCCACCGAGCCGCUCUCGCCCAGGUCAAAUGCCACCACCAGACGGAGGCCUGUCAGUCGUGAUGACGGCCUGUCUAUUUCAGAAGGCUUCGACUUCAAGACGUUCAUCCACGAGAACAAGAAGUCGAUCGGCAGGAACGGCCAGUUCUUCGACCUCACGGAGGAACAGCGCGAGUACCUGGGAGGCGUUGAAUACCGGGCGCUCAAGAUUCUCUUCACCAUUGUCUGCGUCUACUUCGUCCUCUGGCAGCUGCUUGGCGCCAUCACGCUCGGCGCCUGGUCAUACGUGCACAACCAGGAUGUAACGGCCGUCAAUUCGCAAAAUUCCUGGUGGGCCGGCAUCUUCCUCGCCAUCUCUUCGUUCAAUAACGCCGGAAUGACGCUCCUCGACGCAGGCGUGUCGGCCUUGGACAACGAUGCCUUCGUCUUGACCAUUGUUACCAUCCUUUCCCUGGCUGGAAAUGCUGCGUUCCCUGCGUUCCUCAGAGCGACCGUUUACUUCUGUAGCUUGGUUUUGAAGAUGUGUGUUGGUGACGACGAGUACACCGUCUGGAAGGAAGCCUUCGAUUUCAUCCUGAAGUACCCUCGUCGUCUGUACAUGAUGAUGUUCCCUGCCAAGGCCAACUUCGUUUUCGUCACCAUGUUCUCCACCAUCGCGGUCAUGGACUGGGUCUUGUUGUUGGUUCUCAGCAUCGGCAACUCUGCUAUCGAGGCAUACCCGGUUGGAAAGCGAGUUGGGCUGGCCAUCUUUCAGGCACUCGCCAUCCCUUCCUCGGGUUUUGCGGUUGUUUCUGUCUCCAGCCUCUAUUUCGACGUUCUGGUCCUCUGGGUCAUCGUGAUGUACAUUUCCGCAUACCCGGAGAUUAUCGUCAUGAGAAACUCAAACGUGUACGAAGAACGGUCACUUGGAAUUUACACCACGGAACCCGAAAAGCCCGAGGACCCAGACGCGACCGCCAACGAGUCGACAGAUGAACUCCUACCAACCGUUGAGCACGUCCUAUCUGAACAGACGGUUGCCCUUAGCCAAGAGCGAACAGCAAUUUCCGCAUCAGGCGUGUCACAAGCAAAGCCGGGCAUCCCCGCCAAGUCCGUCAAGAGGAUAGCCGCCAUCGGCCGGCGCGGCACCUCCUUCGUCGGCAAGCAGAUCCAGAGUCGGAUGAACAACUUCCAGGGCGUGGGCGUGACGACGAAGCCGCGGCUGAAGCGGUCCGCCGCCAUCAACUUCGACAACCCGAACGGGGGGCCCCCGGGCUCCGCCUCCGCCGCGCUCGACGGCCACGUGAGCCUCGUGUCGCAGCACCUCCGGGGCCAGCUGUCGCACGACAUCUGGGCCAUCGCCUUCGCGCUGUUCCUGGUCACGCUGAUCGAGACGUCCCACUCGAUCACGGACCCGCGCUCCUACAGCGUCUUCAACUUCUUGUUCGAGAUCGUGUCGGGGUACACCAACAUCGGCCUGUCGAUAGGCCUGCCGGGCCGCUCGUUCAGCUUCGCGGGCGGCUGGUACACGGGCUCGAAGCUGGUCAUGAUCAUGAUGAUGAUCCGUGGCAGGCACAGGGGUCUGCCAGUCGCGCUGGACCAUUCCGUCAAGCUACCUGGGUGGGACAAUGUCAAGAAGCAGAAUGAGGACGCCGAGAUUAGACGGAGUUUGCCUAGGAGUCGAACUACUUUAGAGUUAUAG
This is a messenger RNA of Colletotrichum karsti, 2358 nucleotides long. RefSeq lists its product as uncharacterized. The transcript has 3 exons. Gene Ontology annotation, biological process: intracellular potassium ion homeostasis; potassium ion import across plasma membrane. Gene Ontology annotation, molecular function: high-affinity potassium ion transmembrane transporter activity. The coding region runs from base 1 to 2358 and encodes 785 amino acids. Gene Ontology annotation, cellular component: plasma membrane. The record is from RefSeq and is a predicted model, not a curated record. NCBI's taxonomy places the organism in Eukaryota, Fungi, Ascomycota, Sordariomycetes, Glomerellales, Glomerellaceae.